AUGCAAUCUGCUUUCUACACAGCCUCCAACUCCCACCAGUUUCCACUUCCAAGGAAAAUCCAUGAAACCCAAUUCACAGCGCAGAGACCAUUCCCCAAGAAGCUCAAAACCUGCUUCAAAGCCCCAACCUUUACCAAUUCAUUGAGAACUUCAAUUGGAUAUGAACCAGAAGAAAGCCUUGGCAAAGAACCAGGACCCGCUACGCCAGGUCGUCUUCCGGUGGUGAUUCGGAGGUCAGGUAGAGUUUCUAGGUACUUCUGGGAUGGCAGUUGUUUGCAGUUAGUUGGAGUAGAUGGCGGUGCGGCGUCGUUUAGUUUCAAUUUCGAAGAUGGGUUCCGAAAAUUGUAUAGAAUCUGUAGUUUGGCUGUUAGGGAUUUCUUUAUCCCUAAACAAGUUAGUGGAAAUUACAUGGAUUAUGUGAAAUGGAAGUUCUUGCACCGGGUUUUCAGCUCGGCACUACAGGUCCUCGCCACUCAGGCAAUGUUUCGAGCUAUUGGCAUUGGGUACUCUCGUUCACUUCCAGCAGCUGCUGCCCUUAAUUGGCUCUUGAAGGAGGGACUUGGACGGCUGAGUAGGUGCAUCUACACUGCUAGUCUAGCAUCUGCUUUUGAUACCAAUUUGAAGAGAGUUAGGUUUUCAACAUCAGUGCUAUUCAGUUUGAGCCUUGGAGUUGAGUUGUUGACCCCUGCAUUUCCGCAAUACUUCUUGGUUCUGGCAUCCUUAGCCAACAUGGCAAAACAAAUAAGCUUGGCUUGCUAUCUAGCGACUGGUUCCGCUGUUCAUCGAAGUUUUGCAAUAGCAGAUAACCUUGGUGAAGUUUCUGCAAAGGCACAGAUUCAAACAGUGUGCUUUGAUAACCUUGGCCUUUUGCUCGCUGCACUGUUAAAUGUGUUGUUCAAGAACAGCCAAAGAUUGCAAACAGCCUUGCCUUUUUUUGUAUACCCCAUUUUCUCAGUGAUUGACCUCUUUGCAAUAUAUCAAGGGCUUAAACAUGUCCAUUUACAAACAUUAACUAAGGAUAGACUUGAAAUUAUACUAAAUACUUGGAUUGAGUUAGGUUAUGUUCCUGCACCUGCAGAAGUUAGUAAAGAGGAAGGAAUUGAUUUCCUAAGGAGCAAAGACAAAGGAUUAUGGCCUAUCAGAAUAGGGUACUUGGAUCCCAAGAAUCAGAUCCCUGAGUUGUCCAUAAUGACAAUGCGUUCUACAAGUGGUGAGGAUUAUUACUUCAUAUCCAUGGAGAUCUUCUACACAAGAAUUAGAAGAAGUAGGCGACAAGGCAUCCUUAUUUGUGUACGGGAAGGAGCCAGCACAACAGAUAUUGUCAUGGGUUUGUUACAGGCAUGCUAUAUCCGCAAAUCCCUCCUUAUGAACAAGUAUAGGUGGGAGAAUUUGUUUGAUGCUGGAGAUGAAUUAGAGUCAGCUCUGAAGGAGUGGUCUAAAUUAAUUGAGGAGUGCAAGUGCCGUGCACAAGGCGAUAUGUGCCUCUUGAACAAGCAAAUGCUGACUUUGGGUUGGGCUACGAAAAACAUUUUAUUGAGUUCGCAAGAACAGAUUCGAUACAGUUUUGUAGAUGACUGA
This is a messenger RNA of Prunus armeniaca (apricot), 1578 nucleotides long. Lineage: Eukaryota; Viridiplantae; Streptophyta; Magnoliopsida; Rosales; Rosaceae. The record is from the annotation of a GenBank genome assembly.